CAGAUAAAUGUUGGAAAGUAGUGUAAUUUUCCAGACCUCCAUUACAAGAAACACUCGCUUAUCCUCUCUCUCUCUCCCUAUCUCUCUCUGUGAGAGAAGAAAAUGGAGAUUUCUUUCUCAUCAAUGGCAGCUUUGGUGGCUUUAGCCGUGGUGUCGAUGACGUGGAUAUGGCGAUUUGUGAAGUGGGUUUGGCUUAAACCUAAGUUUCUGGAGAAUUGCCUGAAAAGACAAGGCCUGUCCGGAACCACCUACACUCCUCUUGUCGGCGACGUGAGAAGGAACUCCAGUAUGUUGACGGAGGCAAGGUCCAAACCCAUCAAUCUGACGGACGACAUCACUCCACGCGUCCUCCCACUCCCCCUCACUAUGCUUAAGACCCACGGGAAGAGUUUCUUCACGUGGCUGGGGCCUAUACCGGUGAUUACACUGACAAAUCCUGAACAGAUCAAAGAAGUGUUUAACAAAGUUUACGAUUACGAGAAGCCGCAUAUAUUCCCUUUGGUCAGAUUGAUAGCAACUGGACUCGUGAAUUACGAUGGAGACAAAUGGGCGAAACACCGCAGGAUCAUCAAUCCCGCUUUCCACCUCGAGAAGAUCAAGAACAUGAUCCCUGCAUUCUACCAGAGUUGCAGUGAGAUAAUCGACGAAUGGGAGAGACUAGUCGCAGAAAAAGGGUCAUCGCGUGGGGUGGAUGUUUGGCCGUGGCUCGUGAAUCUGACUGCAGACGUGAUCUCUCGGACCGCCUUUGGAAGCAGCUAUAGAGAAGGGCAGAUGAUUUUCAAACUCCAAGGGGAAAUAGCUCAGCUCCUGUCACAAGCCUUUCAGAAAGCUUAUAUCCCCGGACAUAGGUAUUUCCCGACAAAGAGCAAUAGAAGGAUGAAAGAAAUUGACAGAGAAAUACGAGCUAUACUAAGCGGGAUCAUCGGCAAACGAGUGGGAGCGGGGGAAGCACCGAACGAUGAUUUGCUGGGUAUACUUCUCGAAUCAAAUUCCGUGCAAUCUAAAGGGAAGGGAAUGAGCAUUGAAGAAGUGAUGCAGGAGUGCAAACUGUUCUAUUUCGCCGGACAAGAAACCACUUCAGUACUAUUAGUCUGGACGAUGAUUUUGCUAAGCCAACACCAAGACUGGCAGGCUCGGGCGAGAGAGGAAGUGAUCCAAGUUCUCGGUGACCGGAAACCCGAUAUCGAUAGCCUCAACCAGCUCAAAGUUGUAACGAUGAUAUUAUACGAGGUUCUAAGGCUAUACCCUCCGGUGACGCAAGUGAGCCGAGCGGUCCACAAGGAGAUGAAACUUGGAGACCUGACUCUUCCAGGAGGCGUUCACGUCGAUCUACCGAUUAUGCUUGUCCAGCGUGAUGUCGAGCUAUGGGGAAGCGAUGCGGGAGAGUUCAAACCCGAGAGGUUCAAAGACGGGAUCUCAAAGGCGACGAAGAACCAGGUUUCGUUCUUCCCGUUCGGGUGGGGACCGAGGAUUUGCAUCGGCCAGAACUUCGCCAUGCUUGAGUCCAAGAUGGCUUUGGCUUUGAUUCUACAGAGAUUCUCUCUCGAGCUCUCCCCUUCAUACGUCCACGCUCCGUACACAGUCUUUACGCUUCAUCCUCAGUUUGGAGCUCAUCUCGUUCUUCGCAAGCUAUGAGAGAAUGGGUUUUUUUUCUAAGUAUAGAAUGCAGAAACAUAGCUUUGGUAAGGGAAUAUAUAAUGGAAUGGUUCCCCUUUUUAUGCAAUGCUGAUAUAAUCUCAUCGAAAAUGAAAAUUAUAAAUAAAAUUUUCAA
Molecule: messenger RNA, 1771 nt
Organism: Tarenaya hassleriana
Lineage: Eukaryota; Viridiplantae; Streptophyta; Magnoliopsida; Brassicales; Cleomaceae
Product: cytochrome P450 72A13-like
Exons: 5
Coding region: 103-1635 (510 amino acids)
Molecular function (GO): heme binding; monooxygenase activity; oxidoreductase activity, acting on paired donors, with incorporation or reduction of molecular oxygen
Source: RefSeq, a predicted model, not a curated record